GAGCACAGGGCGUGGAAAGUUCACACUUGUUUUCAAAGGAGAGCAAAGAAGGGUUUUGUUGUUUUUCUUGUUUCAUUGGCGAUACGUGAAGAAGGAAGGACGAAGAAUGAGGAAAGCAUAUUUUUUGGUAUUAUUCCUCCUGAGCAUGGCUGUAGAGGGAAGAGGUGCUGCAGGGAAAGUAAAGGACUCUGCAGAGACUCCCAAGCUUGUCAAGGCAAGCAAAGUCAAAGAAACCGACACCAUUCCUGAAAAAAGCGGCUCUUCUUCAGGRUUUCUAGGUAACCUGCUGGUGGUGCCUAUGGAUGGGAGUCACUGGGUGGGCAUAAAAGCCAUCGCACAAGAAAUGGGUCGGCGUGGACACAGGGUCACCGUGGUGAUUCCGGAGAUCAACAUACGGAUGGGUCCGGGGAAAUACUAUGACACGAUCACCUAUCCUGUUCCCUACGACCGGGACUACAUGAAUUUUGUGAUGAACUCGCACAAGGACAUCUUGGAGAAAUCGGCGCAGCCUUUUAUAGAGAAGAUGAAGAAGCUAUUCAGUCAGAUCCAGAAAAUUACAAACGCUCUUCACACCACGGCAGAGAGUCUUCUGUUCAACGCCAGCCUCAUUUCUCAUCUGGCACAGCAGAACUUCGAUGCAGUCCUGACUGACCCAAUGGUUCCAACAGGCUUGAUCGUUGCUCACAAAUUAGGUAUCCCCACCAUUAACUUACUGCGGGGRGUUCCCUGCUCUCUGGAUAUGAAGGCUACMGGCUGUCCCUCCCCACCUUCCUUUGUGCCUCGAUUCUUCACCGGAUACACAGACAGGAUGAACUUCAAGCAGCGCGUCAUUAACACUUUGGUGGCGUUACUGGAGCCGUUGUUUUGCAGRCUGAUGUUCUGGCACUUUGACCAAAUAGCCUAUGACUUCCUGGAAGAGAAGGUGAGCGUGGCAGAGCUUUUUGCCGAGUCCGCUAUCUGGCUGCUCAGGAUUGACUUUACACUGGAGUUUCCCCGCCCUCUCAUGCCCAACGUUGUCCUGGUCGGUGGGAUCAAUUGUAAAGUGAGGARCCCUCUUCCUGAAGAUUUGGCGUCGUGGUUAUCAGGCGAGCAUGGGUUUGUGGUGUUCACUCUGGGCACCAUGGUUUCAGAGCUGCCAGAUUACAUCACUUCUACCUUCCUGGAUGCCUUCAGCCARAUUCCUCAGAAGGUGAUAUGGAGGUACACUGGCAAGUUUACAUCCAGAAUCCCAGACAAUGUGAAGAUAAUGAAAUGGGUGCCUCAGAACGACCUGUUAGCUCAUCCUGGAGUUCGGGCUUUCAUCACUCACGCCGGCUCACACGGAACAUUUGAGGGCUUGUGUCACGGUGUUCCCAUGGUUUUGGUACCACUGGCCGCAGAGCAGCCCGACAACGCACAGAAGAUAGCGAGCAGAGGAGCCGGAAUCGUACUGGAUAUCACCUCUGUCACCACAGAAACCCUGCUGAAGGGGCUGAACGAGGUCAUCAACGACCCCAGGUACAAAGAGAACAUCCAGAAGCUUUCGGCUCUUCACACCGACCGGCCGAUCGACCCUCUGGAUCUGUCAGUGUUCUGGACUGAAUUUGUCAUGCAACAUAAAGGAGCGAARCACCUCAGACCUGCUUUCCAUGACCUGUACUGGUUCCAGUACCACAGCCUGGACGUCAUKGCCGUACUAGCUACAGUGCUGCUGGUUUUUGUGGCACUGACAUUUAAAUGUCUGAAGCUCUGCCUCAGGAAACUGAGCAGGAAGAAGAAGCAAGAGUAGUUGGUGUUGCAAAUUCUCCG
Poecilia reticulata (guppy) is the source of this 1788-nucleotide messenger RNA. RefSeq names its product UDP-glucuronosyltransferase 1A1-like. Gene Ontology annotation, molecular function: UDP-glycosyltransferase activity. Lineage: Eukaryota; Metazoa; Chordata; Actinopteri; Cyprinodontiformes; Poeciliidae. The record is from RefSeq and is a predicted model, not a curated record.